This is a messenger RNA of Amphibalanus amphitrite, 3649 nucleotides long. RefSeq names its product breast cancer anti-estrogen resistance protein 1-like. Bases 178 to 2877 code for a protein of 899 amino acids. NCBI's taxonomy places the organism in Eukaryota, Metazoa, Arthropoda, Thecostraca, Balanomorpha, Balanidae. Gene Ontology annotation, molecular function: protein binding. The record is from RefSeq and is a predicted model, not a curated record. Gene Ontology annotation, cellular component: cytoplasm; plasma membrane. The transcript is spliced from 5 exons. Gene Ontology annotation, biological process: cell migration; cell surface receptor protein tyrosine kinase signaling pathway.
GCAGGCUGCCGUCAAUCGAGUGCCGUCGGUGGCAGUGUGAGGUACGGGUGGCCGUAGCGUGUCCAGUGCCGGUUUGUGUAGUGUAUCUCGGUACGGUGAGGUAUCGCGGACAGUAUGUGUGUCUGAGGAGCGACUAACUGCGUCCCAGGAUCCGACACCGAGCGAACCGGAAUCACCAUGAACACCUUUCCACGGAGCGAAUCGAAGAAGAAAUGGAUGGCUCUGGCGAUGUUCGACAACCUGGCCGAUUCUCCAGACGAGCUGUCCUUCCGGAGAGGCGACACGCUGACCGUCGUCGAGCAGAACACGGGCGGCCUGCAGGGCUGGUGGCUCUGCUCCUUCAGGGGGCGGCAGGGUAUAGUGCCGGGUAACCGGCUGCAGCUGCUGGAAGGCGUCUACGACCCGGCUCAGGCUGCCAAAGUCGCCGCGCAGAUGCACGGUACCACCGGCCGGUUUCGACGCAGCUGGAGUCCCAACGCUAAGAAUUCACCAAUGAACCAGAGCACGGCCAGCCUGCCCCGUCCCAGUCGCGCUGAGCGCCUGAUGCGUCAGUACUCAGGAGACACGUACGACUCGCCGCCGGCUCCGGUCUCUGUGGUCAGCGCCGCUCAAGAGGACUACGACACGCCCCGGGCACACCGCGUGCCACCGCCGCCGCCGCCCGCUAGCGCUAAGCCGCGGCUGACGGCCGGCGGCGGCGGUGCGACGGCGCUCUACUCGGCGCCGGCCUCCAACCGGUGCUCGGCCGUGUCCAUCACCUCUGCCGGCAGCUCGACCCGCAGCUCCAGCGGCUCCAGCUCCAACCGCUCCAGUCUGGAGCAGGCGCCGGAGGCCACCCCGCUGCGCCGGCCGCCCGGUAUCCCCGAAAACGGGCGACUCUCGGAUGCCUCUGAAGGAGAGGAGUACGACAUCCCCCGGCGUAUCGGCCCCACCUGGCCGACAGAGGAGCAGGACACAUACGAUGUUCCUCCGUCGCGUCCGGCGGCGCGCGGCAGCCGAAAUCAGGUGGACGAUGCACGGGAAGGGGAAACGUACGACUUCCCACCGCCCCGCACGCGUACCGAGAGCCGCGACGUUCGUGUGAGCUCGCCGCAGGAGACGCAGUCCAGGCUACGGCUCGACAGUGGCGACACCUAUGACAUUCCGCCACCUCCGACCGGGCGGCUCGCCGAACUGGAGCUGAGCGAUUCGUCCGCGGCCAGGGGAGAGACGGAGACGGACUCUCCCAACGACACACUCGACACGAUCGAUACGUACGACUAUCCGCGCCCGGCGCACGAUGUGUAUGAUUAUCCUCACCCGAGCGGAGGACAGGAUGUGAAUGAUUCCCCGCGUGGAGGACAGGAUGUGUUCGAUUCUCCUCGUGGAGGACAAGAUGUGUACGACGCGCCACGUGCGCGACAGGAUGUGUACGACUCCCCGCACGGAGGACAGGACGUGUACGAUUCUCCUCGUGGAGGACAGGACGUGUAUGACUUCCCUCGCGCGGCACAAGAGUCAUAUUCCUCGCCCCGCCCCGAGCUGGACAUCUACGACUCCCCGCGCGCUCCAAGCGUGACUACACCGCGGCGCGGCGCCGCAGCGGCCUCCUUCGGCUCCCGCGACUCACUGCAGUCGUCAGCACUGUCACACCGCGCCAGUACAGUCAGUGAGGCGAGCGUCGGCAGUGGCUCCAGUGAAGUGGUACUCCGCUCCGAGCGUUCACGCACGGGCACCGCCUCGCGUAACGCCACCUACUGGCUGCGCAGUGCUGGCAGCGGCGGCAGCUCGGCGCUCUCUGGGUUCGGCGAGCCGCGCGAGCUGCCCCUGGACACGGACGCCGGCCUGGAGACGGUGGCGCGGCUCGAUCAGGAGGUGACUGCCGCCCUGGACCGGCUGUUUGCUGCCGUGGCACCCAGUAGUCGCGCCGCCGCGCACAUGGAAGCAUCCGCCGUCGACCUGAAGCUCACCGUGAUGCGUCUGCGCACAGCUCUGCACGAGCUCAUCCAGUUCGCGUACGGUGCUAUGGUGGCGACCACGCGCGGCCCUGAGCAGCGCAUUGGCUCCCAGUUUGUACACGUGCUGCGGCCUCUGGAGGAGACGGCGCGGCUGAUAGACAGCGCUGCCGAGACCCAGGAGCGAGCCGGCUGGUCGGCCGCCGCACUACGUCGCCAAAACGCGCCGUCGGACGCGCUGUCCCAGCUGGUGGCGUGCGCGCAGAGUCUGCGCGGCGACGUGCGGCAGGUGGUGGCCUUUGUGCGCGGUAACGCGGCUCUGGUGUUCCGCCGCCGCGCGAGCGUGUUGGCCGAGCGCGGCGCCAGCCCGCCGUCCGGGCCGCGCGCCGGUCUGAUGGGCGACUACGACUACGUGUGUCUGCAGACCAGUGGCUCGCUGGCCGAGGAGGGGGACGAGGUGCGCAGCCGGCUGCCGGAGGAGCUGCGCGGCUCGUUCGAUAAUCUGAUGAAGGAGUCCCAGGUCCCGGUCGGUGACCGUGUGGACGCCAACGACCACCAGGUGAUAGAGUUCUACCGCGGCCAGACAGAGUGUCACCACGCGUUCCUCAACAACGCCAUCGACGCGCUCUUCCAGACCAUCCAGAACAACCAGCCGCCCAAGGUGUUUGUGGCGCACUCCAAGUUUGUGAUCCUGAGCGCCCAUAAGCUGGUGUAUAUCGGUGAUACGGUUCAUAGGAACGUCGUCCAUGCCGGCGUACGGCGCGACGCGCUGGCCGCGGCCGACGCCCUCUUCGCCACGCUGCGGCGUACGGUGCAGUCGACCAAGACUGCGGCGCUUCAGUUUCCCAGCGCCCACGCCGUCCAAGAGAUGGCGGAUGCAGUGCUGGACGUAUCCCGUGCGGCUGAGGACCUCAAACUGGUCAUGGACGAGGCGGUCCUCUAAUGUGAUUGAGAGGGAAGCGACGAGAGCGCCCCUUGUGGUAGAGACGUGAACCACUGUUUCGCCGGUUGUCGUCAUAAGUGUCAGCAGAUGUUGCUUGUAUCGUCUUAUUUCGUUCUCAGCACUAAGAUGACUGACGUGGUCGAAGACUCGAGCUUGUUAGCGCCAGGAAGUGCUAGAUAGGCGAACAUUAAUUAAGUGAAGCCUUUUACCAAAUGUGGUUCGAUGAGUCACUGUACGUCUAUUUAUCACUGGAAGGGCAUCGAUGGAAGACGAGGUGGGGUUCUCUCACUUUUCAUCACGGAUGUAUUUGUUGGGGAUCAUCCUCAGCGGAUGAGUUUAUGUCAUUUUCGCCUGAAGGAAUCGCCCAAGGUGCAAUAAUUCUCCCCAGAUUGACCUUUAAUCAGUGUGCUUUCGUGUGGUGACAUUGGACGCUUGAUCGCCUAUUUAGCCGUUUAAUUUCGUCCCGCUGCGGCCGGCCGGUGUCGUCUCGGCGGCGGGACGCGCCGCUGGGAAUUGCUGUGAUUUUAUGUCGCCGGGUGGGUGCAGUUCGCUGCACUCAUCUAGCUGCGCUGUGUUAUAGCCUUCGCUAAUUAACUGCCAGUGUAAACUGUAAUUGAGGCUGCGGCCCGUUUUGUAAUUAUGAUAAUUGUCCCUCCCAUGUGUGUGCGCGAGUCGGUAAAUGGAUGAUGGGUGUCCCUGAACACAGGCUGCAUUGAUGCAGCCUCCAUGAAAAUGAUAUGUUGCUGAGUACAAAUACAGCUAGAGAAUGAAA